Molecule: messenger RNA, 5661 nt
Organism: Symbiodinium natans
Lineage: Eukaryota; Dinophyceae; Suessiales; Symbiodiniaceae
Source: the annotation of a GenBank genome assembly
AUGGAGGCACCCGAACAGGUUCCAGAGGUCUUGUCCAGUGCAGAGUCUAGCUCCGUCAGCUCCGUUAGUCGCCUGGAGAACAACCACAUUUACCUGCAUCGGCAGUUUCGCACUCUUGUUCGUGUUGUGGUGCAGUUGUCCACACGCGUGGCUGAUCUUGAGCAUCGCCUGUGCCUGCAAGCCGUGUUCAGUCUCCUCACACAUUCCACAGGUUGCAAGCCACUCUGUGCUAAGGGUCCCAUGCCGCUUACCAUGCUUCAGCAAGAGCAGGAUGUUCCCGAAGCUGAGUCCCCUGAUGCUCCUCUUAACAAGAAGUUACGCUUGACCCAGGUGCAUGACAAGAUGUUUAGGAGGACUUCUGGCAUAUCUCAGACUUGGGCAGUGAUUGUCGACGAGGAGCGGAAUCUUGCGGUCAAUAAGUGGUUUUCUGUGGUGGUCCUCGAGCCACUCUGCUUCACCGUUGCCAGGGCUUUCUUUCAGUCCAAGACUUUGGGUUUCAAGACUGGUCCCUUGUCACAGUGCAUUGCUGAUGCGUUGUCCAUAAAGGCUGAGAUUGACAAGCUUAAAGCUCAGGGGCUGACGACACUUGCAAAAGUGGCAUUUUGCUGCUCGUACACGCCUGGCUCUGGGGAUGAUCAAGAGUUAAUCAAGGCCUUGGAUGCUGCGUUGGGAGCUCCUAGCUCGUUGGGUCAGCGCAGUGCAUUUCGCAGGCUUUUUCACGAGAGUUUCGCCGUCACAACUGCAGAGAUGAAGACUUUGGUGGAACAGACCGAAGAGUCUACUCCGCGCAAGUUGAGUGUUCCAGAGCGUGCAGAACGUUUCAACACCAUCUCCAAAAGGCUCCCCGGACUCUCUAUCCGGAAUCGUCUGGAGCCCAGUGACAGCAUGAUCGACAAGUUCGUUUCUUUGUAUGAGCAGAAUCGCUUGCAGUUCGUGGCCUGGGACAGAAUGACGAGUAAGGAACAGGAGAUGGUGGUGGGGUCGCAGCGUGAGACAGUCCUUUCAGUCGACUCUUCAGGCAAGCUGAAGACUGAAAAGGGCGACCCUGCCAGGGCUGAGACGUCUUCCGAGCUUCUGAUCCAGUUUGCACUCACACGCCGAGGCAUCGCCAUGGAAAUGGCAAACCUGCUUGACUUCAACUGUCAUGAGAAGUGGGUCGAACGUCUCCUCAGCGCCAGGCUGGACACUGUGCCGUCGACCCAUGUGCAGCCGACAUUCAGUCAGUUGCAACAAGCAGACCGAAAGCUGUUUCAAGUGCUUGCGGAGAAGACCCGAAGCGGUGUGCAGAUCACCUCUGCAGGGCGGCCGCUUGAUGCCGUGUUUGAGGGCGCUUGGCAGUCUCCUGAGGUCCUGCAUCUUCUGCAGCCAAUGCCAAAAGCAGUGGGUGGUACCCCACAAGGUGUGCCGCCUCCACCAGAAGGUGCAGCGGAGAGGCAACCGAAGAUCCGUCGUACCGGGAGCAAGGCUGGCAAAGGUCCUGGGCGUGGGAAGAGCGGCCAGGGCAAAGGCUCCUCGAGGGUUCCAAGUGCCCUCGCAGGGACCCGAUCCCACACUAAUGCAGGUCCAAUGCAGGUGAGCCAAUCUGCUUUGGCUUUGGUUUGCGGACAUGCAGAAACACGGUGUCCAAGGGCCGCUGUGAGAAGGGGCUCCACAUUUGUGGAUGGCCCAGAUGUGGUAAAUCCCAUCCAGCCCUCGAUUGUCCUCUGGCCAAGAGUCAGCAAAACGAGACCAGCUCGUGACUGGCCAAGGGGCCUGAGGUUGGGUUUGCCUCUCAGGCAAUACCGUUCAUGUGCGUCUCACGCACGUGAUGAGGCGGAGCUGCCUCCUCGGGCCCACGAGGGUAUCAGUAGAGCCGAGCAAUACGUCGUUGCUGGCGGCGAGGCACGCCAGCGUGCCAAGCCUAUGCACGUGAAUUCCAGUUUUCUUUCAGACCUUUUAGUUUUCUCGAAGCCAGAGUCACACGAUCAGACAGGAGCCGAGCAGUUUGCACUGCGUUUGCUACGCCAUGAGACCAUCUCUGUUGAGGACUUGUGCGCUUUGUGGGAGAAGCUUCCGCAGUCGCAGUCGACACCGGCUUUGGGGCUGGGGCCUAUAGUCAUGGCGGGGUUGCAGGUCUCCGACGGCCCACUAAGGACUUUCCUCUUGCCAGUGCAUGUUUCGCGGCGUGGCUUCGACAUGUUGCCCCAGGGGCCCCUUUCUCCAGUGACCGUGCACCCUUGCGCAGCGUGCCUCCUGCGUGUUUAUCAGCCUUUGUUCCUUGAGCUUUGCUGCGGUUCUGCCACUCUUUCGGGUUUCAGCGUGUUGCCCAUCGACUGGGGUCGCAAUGUGCACAAGCCUGCAGUUCACCCUUUGCAGCUUGACCUUCGUUCCCGUGCUUCCUGGGGUUUCGUCAAGGAUUUAGUCAAGUGCCGCAAGACCUUUUGGGUGCACGUGGCACCGCCCUGUGGCACUGCCUCCUCUUGGGUUGGACAGUGGCAGUCGGGCACUUGGAUUGCCGAUCGGUAUGAGUUGGAGGACACAGGAUGGGGCUUCAUUCCGCUGCAUGUGCCAGGUGCUGAAGAGAGCUAUACACUACAGCAGUACAUGCUUCCUGUUCAGACGACAGAUGGAGUGCAGCUGGUUCCCUUCAUGGUUCAGGCAGUGAUCCUUCAUAUGGGGGAACGUGCAGAUAUGGGGCACUAUCGUACUUUGCUCUGGUUUGCCGAUGACGUUUCCUACCUGACUGAUGAUGGUGUCAGGGCACGGAAAAUUCGCAAGUCUGAUGCUGAGCUGAUUGAGCGUGGCAUGCCACAUGCGCGCUUGGUGGAGCUUGACUCGCCCGCGUCUUCAAAGUCAAAGUCAAAAGUCACUGCCAGCAUGGCCCGUGGCGUAGGACGAGGCCCUCGUCCGCUCAGAUCGCCGCAACAUGUUUGGGGCCUGCCUGGGCUGAUGCCUGUUGAACUUGGGCGUGUCACCAGCGCCAACUCCAUCUAUGAAGAAACUGCGGCCUUCGUCGUUUGGAUCCUCGACGAUGCCCCUGAUGUGCUUGUAACUGUGGAAAACCCUCUUCACAGUUUGAUGUGGAUGCUUCCCCCGUUUCAGUCUCUUCUGCAAAGAUUGCAUCUUGUGAGCUUUGAUGCCUGUCGCCAUGGCUCUACCAGAGCCAAAGCCACCGGUUUUCUGACCAAUCAUGAUGCAUUCAGCUCGCUCAGUGGCCCGUGCCCUGGUUGUGUUCAGCACGAUGCAUGGGGUCAGACGCCCGAUGGCGCAUGGAGCACCAAGUUGGAGACUGCAUACCCACGUCUCCUCUGCCAGCGUUUGCUGGCUUGUGCUGCACCUGUUGCUGCCGCCCGUGGCUUGCAACCUGACCGGGAUGCUGUUAACCCACAUGCCCUUGCGCGCGCCGCUGCUGCUGUGCAACCUAGAGGACGCAAGUUUCCGCCGGUCAUUUCCGAAUUUGCCUACACAGUCGCCGUGCGCUCGACUUCCGAGCCUCCCUUGAAUGAGAAGUCCGCCUUGUCCAGUGCUUGGAUGAUGUUCCGCCCCAUGCAAAACUUCUGCGCCACGUGCUUGAUAGGGGGUUGGAUACUCAGCUUGCAGAAGGUGGCAGAGAUCUCCCAAACAAGUGGCAUCGCACGUUCCUCAAAGGAGCUCUCCCAAACAAGGGGCGGUGCACCUACGACAGCGUACACUUUCGGAGUAUACCGCACGCCCAUGCAGUUUCUUGCCGAAGCCAAGUUGAUCACGCAUCCCUUUGACUCUGCCAGGGCACUCCCCGACCCGAUGCUCAGGGUCUUGUUCACGACGCUCACCAAAGGGCCAUUGGAGAUCAUGAAAAUUGGGCUUGCAAAACUGAAGCUUUGGAAGCAAUGGGCGGCAGAACUGCAACCUGAAGAACGGGCUCUCAGGAGCAGCAUGGCUCCGAGUGUUCGCAAGGUUUUGGGAAAUAAGCGCAUUGCAUUGCUACGCAAAGUUGCCGAAUCCCUAGAGUGGCCUGACACGAGCGUGUUCGGCGAGCUGACUGAGGGUUUCCGUCUGACGGGGUACAUGCAGCGUACCGGUAUCUUCACACCUGAUGCGAAACCGGCAAACAGCACCGAGUCGGAGUUUUGGCUCGCUGCUCCGAUUCGCAGAACCACGUUAUGGGAGAAGGUUCAGUCGCAGCCAGAGCAGGACUACUCUGAGGCCAUUUGGAGCCUGACGUUGGAGGAGGCGGACCAGGAAGGCAAGGCUUGGUUGGAAGGGCCAUACGGUACGCGCGAGCUGGACGCCAUGUUCGGGGGUGUUUGGUCCCCUUGCAGACGGUUUGGCGUCUGGCAAAAUAAGUGGAGGGCCAUUGACGACAUGACCGAGUGCGGUGUCAACGCGUGCUUCGGUUGCUUUGAGCGCCUCUCUUUGCGGGCGCUUGAUGAGUUGUGUUGGACUUGCCUGGCCCUCAUGCGGGCGGCCAAAGCUAAAGGGCAUGUGUGCUUUGUCCUCAGUACAGGUGAGCGAUUGGAAGCACCUCUGCACAAGCUGUGGCAUGAUUGUGAGCGAGUUCGACCCGUGACCAAGACGUUUGACCUAAAAGCUGCUUAUAAGCAGCUGCCGCUUCACCCAGAGGAGCGGACCAAAUGUGUGAUCACCGUCAAGUCGCCAGAGAAUAGAGCAGCUAAGGGUUUUGUUUGCAAUACAUUACCUUUUGGAUCAUCUGCUUCGGUGAUGCACUUCAACAGGAUCUCGCUGCUCUUGCAGCGAAUCCUCUGGGAGGUUCAGGUGUUGGCUACUUGCUACUAUGACGACUUUCCAGUUGCAUCGCCGUGUUUCCUAGGGCAAGGCACCGACCAAGUGGUGCAUGCGGUGAUGGAUCUUUUUGGCUUCGACCUUUCCCUUGACAAAGAACAACCCUUUGGCACUGAUACCGAGACGCUUGGUGUCAUGGUAAACACCGCUGACCUUCGUUUUGAAGUCGUCACCGUAGGGAACAAGCCGGACAGAGCAGCGGCGAUGGUCAACAAGAAUGAUGAUGUUUUGGCAAAGGGCGCAGUUGUCACGCGUGAAGUUCCUUCAGUGCUGGGACGGCUGCAGUUCUCUAAGGCGCAACUGCUUGGGCGAGCUGGGAGAUUGGCGCUGGCUGAUUUGAGGGUGCUGGAGCAAUGUGCAAGCCAGGAAGUCACUCUUAGUCAGACUCACGUCGAUGCUCUUCUCAUGCUUAAGCGGAGGCUUGUGGCGUCGGUCCCGAGGGCCAUUCUUACUUCGCCGUGUUCGUCGCCAGUGUUGGUCUUCACGGAUGGAGCGUGCGAGCCGUGCGAGCCGUGCGGAGAAACCUUCAAGGCCUCUAUCGGCGGGGUGCUCGUCGAUCCUCGCGCUCAAGUUGUAAGGACUUUUGGGGCAGUGCUGCCUGAGUGCGUGGUUAGCAAAUGGGCAUCUGGCAGAAAGCACAUCGUAGGUCAAACCGAGCUCUAUGCAGUUGUUAUGGCACGCGUUCUGUGGAAGUCCACGAUCGGGGGACAGCGAUGCUUCUUUUUCGUCGACCAUUCUGGUGUCUUGAGCUCGGUACCUCGCGCGACACCAGCUGGAGAGAGUUGCUGCUACAUCUGGAGUUGGCAGAUGAGGCCAAUCCUUGUCUUCCCUGCUUCCACAGGGUUCCCAGCCAUAGCAACUUGGCAGACCCACCUUCGAGAGGGAGGUGGGAUGAGCUGA